This is a messenger RNA of Candidozyma haemuli, 2055 nucleotides long. RefSeq lists its product as uncharacterized. The record is from RefSeq and is a predicted model, not a curated record. Gene Ontology annotation, biological process: xylulose metabolic process. The coding region runs from base 1 to 2055 and encodes 684 amino acids. Gene Ontology annotation, molecular function: D-xylulokinase activity. Lineage: Eukaryota; Fungi; Ascomycota; Pichiomycetes; Serinales; Metschnikowiaceae. The transcript has 2 exons. Gene Ontology annotation, cellular component: membrane; cytosol; signal peptidase complex.
AUGGACCAGAUUGCUGCCCAGAUCAACGACCUCUUGGAAUUCCCCAUUGACUUUGAAGGCCAGAAGAAGGUUGACCGUAUUAUCACUCUUUUCGUCCCUGUCUCGGCCAUUGUCUCUGUGAUUGCCGGUUUCCUUACCCAGAGUUUGUUUCUGUUAGUUGUGACGUUUGCCUUGACUGUUCUCGUCACCUUGGUACUUGUCUUGCCCCCUUGGCCUCAAUAUAAGCAGAACCCUGUCAAUUCUGAUGAUUUGUUUUUGGGUUUCGACUUGUCGACCCAGCAGCUUAAGGUGAUUGUCACCGACGCUGACUUGAAUGCUCGUAAAACCUACGCUGUGGGCUUUGACGACUACUUUAAGGAUAAAUAUGGUGUUAACAAAGGUGUUUUGACGGAUGAGAAUGCUGGGGAGAUCUUAUCGCCAGUGAAGAUGUGGUUGGAGGCUGUUGAUACCGCGUUUGGCCUCAUGAAGAAGGACAACUUUCCUUUCCAGCAGGUUAAGGGAAUGAGUGGGUCAGGUAUGCAGCAUGGAUCUGUUUACUGGUCUAGCUCUGCUAGUGAUGCGCUUGAAAAUUUGGGAAAUGCUUCUUCCUUGCUUGAAGGUCUAGAUGGUGCUUUGGCCUGGGAAACAUCGCCCAAUUGGCAGGAUCAUUCUACUGGUCAAGAAAUCAAGGAUUUCGAGAAAGUAACAGGUGGUCCUGACAAUCUUGCUGAGAGAACUGGCUCCAGAGCUCAUCAUAGAUUCACUGGCUUGCAGAUCCGUAAGUUAGCUGUUAGAAAGGCACCAGAAGUUUACCAGAAAACAAGCAGAAUUUCUUUGGUUUCGAGCUUUUUGGCUUCCGUACUUUUGGGUAAGAUUGCCCCCAUUGAGCAUGCUGACGCAUGUGGAAUGAAUAUUUAUAACAUUGCCGAUGGCAAAUAUGAUGAGGAGUUGACUUCCGUUGCCGCUGGUGUUCAUCCUUCGUUGGAUGGUGCUUCGAAAGAAGACACAGCCAACGGUGUUAGGGAACUUAAGGAUAAGUUGGGUCCAAUCGACGAAAUCACAUACGAUGCAUUGGGUACUGUUUGCCCAUACUUCAUCAAAAAGUAUGGUUUCAGCGAAGAUGCAAAAAUCUAUUCUUUCACUGGUGACAACUUGGCUACUAUCAUCUCCUUACCUGUUGAACAGAACGAUGUGAUGAUGUCCCUUGGAACCUCAACUACGGUCCUUUUGGUCACUGAACAAUUCAAUCCAUCCUCCCAAUAUCACUUGUUCAAACAUCCUACGAUAAAGAAUGCUUAUAUGGGUAUGAUUUGUUAUUCAAAUGGUGCAUUGGCCAGAGAAUACGUGAGAAAUGAUGUGAAUGAAAAGUACAAGCUAGGACGUGACUCCUGGGACAAAUUUGAUGAGAUUCUUGAUGCCAGUGAAAAAUUCGAUAACAGGCUCGGUAUCUAUUUCCCAAUUGGUGAAAUUGUGCCCAAUGCUGCUUCUCAAUUUAAGCGUUGUAAGUUGGAGCAGAAUGGUAAAAUCGAAGAAGUCCAAGAAUGGGAGUGUGAAGAAGAUGUCACGUCCAUUGUUGAAUCACAAACAAUCUCUUGUCGUUUGAGAGCUGGCCCCAUGUUGAGUGGCUCUGCAAGUGCAUCUACAGACACGCCUGACAUUGAAGAUAAAGGCUUGAAGGGUCUCUACCACAAGUUGCACACCGAUUUUGGUGACAUUUACACUGACGGUAAGAAACAGACUUUCAGCUCGCUUACGGCAAAACCACACAAGCUUUUCUUCGUCGGCGGUGCUUCUAAAAACACUAGCAUUAUCCGUAAGAUGGCCUCUAUUAUGGGAGCCACAGCAGGCAAUUUCCAGGUCGAAAUUCCUAAUGCUUGUGCUCUUGGUGGAGCUUAUAAAGCCAGUUGGAGUUAUGCAUGCGAACAGAGCAAAAAGUGGAUAGACUACAAUGAGUAUCUCAGCAAAAACUUCAACUUCAAUGAGGUUGACAACUUGGAUGUCAAGAGCCAAUGGGAGAACUAUUUCCCUGCUAUGGGCCUUUUGGCAAAGAUGGAGCAGAGCCUUAAACACGAUUAG